CUCCUUGAAGAGAAGGAAGGGUGAGCAGGGCCUGGCACAUCAGUAGUGGAGGGGAACUCACUGUAUGCAGCCAGGUCCCUGGUGGCCCAACCGUCUGCUCAGGAAGCUCAACAGCCUCAGGACUUAUUAGACACCUGAUGUGUACUCCACUACAAGGGAGACAGACAAGGCCCGUGGUUGUAGCUGCCAGGGGAGAAUGUGCAUCAGAAUGGGGAGUGUGACCAGAGGGGGAUCAGUGUGUUGGAAGAUGCCCCCUUGGGAUGAGCCGAGGUGAGCCACCAUCUGGAGCUUGGAGUUAGCCAGGACGGGCUGGAUGCAAAUGUCCCUCUCCCUUCCCUGCCAGUAUUGGGUCCUGGGUCAUCCUCUGGGUACCCUCAGUGGACAGAGAAGAAAAGCCAGGGACUCUCACAAGGCUCAGGCCACAUCAUGAGCUUCCUGAGCUCCAGCUCUAAACUGUGACCCCUGUGUGGGACUUUUGGGGAUGUGGACACAGAGCUGGGGUGUGGCAAUGUUGGGUGACACUCCCCCUGUUCCCCAGGAGCUCUUCCGGAAGGUGGUGCCCUCUCAGUGCCUGGGCUCCACCUGGGGCAAGAGGAACAAGCCCAGCAAUGAGCACCUGGCACACACCGUCCGGGCCACCAUCGACCACUUCAGAAGGGUGGCCAGCCUCGUCAUCACCACCUGCCUCGGGGACCCGAGCAUGAUGGCCCAGGACAGGGAGUGCAAGAUCCUGAAGAACUUCUCCUCGCCCUGCACUGUCAUCUCUGUUCUGCAGAAAACAUCCAUAUGCCACCUGAAGAACACAUGGGGGAAGUUUCCUGGAGGGGCCUUCCACGUUUGCCCCCCGGAAAUCAACCCCCAGAGGGUGCAGGAGAAGGAGCAGCAGCAGCAGCAGCUACAGCCUGUCCUGCCUGCUGGAUCCCCAGAUCUAGUUGGCCAGCAGAAUAUUCAAGGCCAAGAAGAGCCGGCCAUCAUCAAGUUCAGGGCCCCCAGGCCCCAAUACCGAGCCCCAUACCAGUGGCCGAUCACAGCCUCAUCCUCAGUAGCCGGGACACAGCUGGGAAGCUUGCGAUGCACCGGGCCAGCUCCUCCCACCUGACAGGAAGGGGAGCAUUGUAAGCUGAUUCCUGGAGUCCCCUGAAGCCCAAGAGAGAGAGGAUGACCCCAUCUCAGCUCCCUGACAUCCCCCAGCAUCUAUGAACCCAUUGGGGAGGGACAGUAGUUAU
Diceros bicornis minor is the source of this 1226-nucleotide messenger RNA. RefSeq names its product ral guanine nucleotide dissociation stimulator-like. NCBI's taxonomy places the organism in Eukaryota, Metazoa, Chordata, Mammalia, Perissodactyla, Rhinocerotidae. The record is from RefSeq and is a predicted model, not a curated record. The transcript is spliced from 5 exons. Bases 482 to 1099 code for a protein of 205 amino acids. Gene Ontology annotation, molecular function: guanyl-nucleotide exchange factor activity. Gene Ontology annotation, cellular component: plasma membrane. Gene Ontology annotation, biological process: Ras protein signal transduction; positive regulation of GTPase activity.